CAGCUCGCCCUUUCCUGCCUUUGUACCUUGUAGCAUGAUGCCACAAGUGCGCGAGAUCUUAUUUUACCCAACGACGGGCGAGAUCGACUUCUUCUCCUUGCCCAUCUCUUCAAGACAUGUAUUCAUCUAGAACCCCUUCUGUGUCCCGGGCCCGUCAUCUCUUCUUAUAUCGUCAUUCUUUCCCACUCCACUCUUAGAGAACGAACUCGGUUUCUGAUCAAAGGACCGUAGAAAGUCUCAAGCCAUCCUUCCCCACAGCUUCAGCUCGGAUAAGUCGGGGGCAUUUUUCCCAUUCCAUCUACAGUAAGAAGGUCUCGGCUAUUUUGCUCGCCUCCUACAUCAUCGAUCAUCCCAUCAUCGACCAUGGAGAUUUAUUCUCCCCUCCGUCGAACACCCACCAACACCUCGGAAAACGACACUGACGAUAACGCCGCUCUCACUGCCGUCUACUCGACCAGUUCGUCGACUACAUCUACCACUCGUCCUCCCCAGAAGCUAACUGGCCGGACCCCUUCAACCCACUCCUUGUUGGCAGCUCACAAGAAUCCCGAUGUCCGCAAAGGCGCCCAUGCUGAAACGACCAGGGCCUCCGCCGGCCGCUCGAGCAUAAGUAUGCCACCUCCGAACACCAAGCCUAGCGCGGAUAGACGUCUAUCGGCCUCGUUUUCUUCAAUCCGCUCUGUGAGGAAGUCCGAGGAAGGCGCCAGGAGCCCGCCAUCUUCUAUCAAAAGCAUCGAGGUGGAUAGAUCACCUUACAGCAGCUCCCCUACAGCCCAGAACUCAACAACAACAGCCCACGAUCCCACGGUGGUGACAACCAUAUCUACUUCCAUUGCUCCAGGUCUGCCUGUGCUUUCGCCUCCUGCCUUCAAUCCAAGCAUUCCUAAUCAUUCGGAUCUAGUGUCAAAUUUGUCAUCUCAAGUUUCAUCUCCCACCACAUAUGCUCCUAAAAGCGACAUGUCUUUGCCUUCUGCUACUGCCGCCCAAUCCUCGGGAAUCACUGGAAAGUCGGAUGGUGCAGAGACUGCAUUCCCUGCGCGCCCGCCUCGAAUAUCUCAGCCUCGUUCAUCUUCCGGUCGCCGCUUGAGUACCACUGGAUCUUCCAAGAAUGAGAGCAUUAACUCGGAGAAUAAAACACCUGUGGGCAGGAUUGGCGUUUGUGCUCUUGAUGUCAAGGCCCGAAGUCGACCAAGUCGCCAGAUCUUGACCCGCCUUCAGGGAGAAGGAGAAUUCGAGGUCAUUGUUUUUGGCGAUAAAGCCAUUCUCGAUGAAGACGUCGAGAACUGGCCCAUAUGCGACUAUCUCAUCUCAUUUUUCUCGGAUGGUUUUCCUCUCGACAAGGCCAUUGCAUAUGUCAAGCUGCGGAAACCGUUUGUUGUAAAUGACUUGGCCAUGCAAAAGGUCCUAUGGGACAGACGUUUGUGUCUCAAAAUCCUGGACCAAAUGCAGAUCCCUACUCCCAAGAGGAUAGAAGUCAAUCGCGAUGGUGGCCCAAGACUGGAGUCGUCGGAGCUUGCCCAGCAUGUGAAAACUAUGUCCGGUGUGGUUCUGGAAGGUCCAGAGGAUGGUACCGGAGGCGGCACCCCAACUACAAAAUCCGUUGAGCUGAUGGAUGACGGAGACACUCUGGUUGUUGAUGGGAAACCAUUCAAGAAACCCUUUGUCGAGAAGCCUGUCAAUGGAGAAGACCACAAUGUCAUCAUCUAUUUCCCCAAGAGCCAAGGCGGUGGCGCUCGACGACUCUUCCGCAAGAUCGGCAAUAAAUCUUCCGAGUAUGAUCCUGACCUGUCUGUUCCAAGGUGCAUCACAGAACCGAACAGCAGUUAUAUCUACGAGCAAUUCUUGAAGACCGAGAAUGCGGAGGACGUCAAAGCCUACACUGUUGGCCCGCAUUAUUGCCAUGCUGAGACGAGAAAGUCGCCAGUCGUAGAUGGUUUGGUCCGACGCAAUACACACGGCAAAGAGCUGAGAUAUGUCACCAAGCUUAGCGAGGCAGAGAAGGAGAUGGCUGCCAAGGUGUCGCGGGCUUUUGGGCAGCGCAUCUGCGGGUUUGACCUGCUACGGACAGGCGCAGCGAGCUACAUCAUCGAUGUCAACGGGUGGAGCUUUGUCAAAGACAACGAGGACUAUUACAACGACUGCGCAAAAAUACUGAGAAAUAUCUUCCUCGCUGAGAAGUGGAAGCGGGAAAAUGCCUUUGGGGAAGAGGUGCAGGGCGAGAACGGAGGUGAUGGUCCUCCGAGUCGCCAAGGUACAAGCCAUUCAGCUCGGUCGGCCCUCAAGACAAUCCUCAAGUCCCCGAGCAUGUCGAAAUUGUCUCAACAUCUGCCGCAUUCCUCGAGACACCAUCAUCCCAGCCUUGCUGGCUCUCCCAAGACUUCCUCCCUGACCACGCCGAUGAGUUCACCGCCAAGCAUAGAAAAGAGCACUCACGCCUUAAUUGCUCCGACCGUAGCUGAGAAAGACAGCACUCUUCCGUCUCCCCUUCUUGCGCCCCCAGAUGCUGCCGAUGUUGCGACGGGUGCUGCGGCGCCUGCUAAGGAAGAAGGGCCGGCAGCUCCUAUGCCAAGUUCUAAGCAUUCAUGGAAGCUCAAAGGCGUUGUCUCGGUCAUCAGGCAUGCCGACCGCACUCCAAAGCAAAAGCUCAAAUUCACAGCUCACUCGCAAGUGUUUGCCGAUCUGCUCAAGGGCCAUCACGAAGAGGUGCUUCUGAAAGGCGAGGCAGCAUUGGCAAGCGUGCAGGCGGCCAUCAAGGUUGCGCUGAGAGACAAGCUUGAGGAUCCAGACAAGCUACGCAACUUGCAGAACGCAUUGUCGAAGAAAAUACAUCAGCCGGGUACCAAGGUUCAAAUCAAGCCAAUGUUUCGCAAGAGGAAGCCGGAAGAGAUGCCUCCAACGUCGGAUGCGUUGACCAGUACAGACGCUCUUUCGACCAUAGAAUCUGACCAGCAACUGCUCGAAGCGGUCGGCAACGACGAGAGGAAGGGGUCUGUGUCUAGCACCAAGGAAAUGCGCCGAGUACAGACAAGGAGCGAUUCCAUAUCCGGUGCCACGUUCUCGCGUUUCUCGGCCGCGGAAAAUGAUCUCGUUCUGGACAAGCUACAAUUGGUCAUGAAAUGGGGAGGGGAACCUACGCAUUCGGCUAGAUACCAGGCACAGGAUCUCGGUACCAAUAUGAGGGACGACUUCAAAUUACUAAACAAGGAAGUGCUCGACGAUGUCCGGAUCUUCACGAGCUCUGAGAAGCGUGUCAAGACAAGUGCACAAAUAUGGGCUGCGGCUUUCCUCGAUCGGCAGGAUCUGCCUGAAGAUUUCAUUCAGGUCAGAAAAGAUCUCCUGGACGAUUCCAAUGCAGCCAAGGAUGUCAUGGACAAGGUCAAGAAGAAGCUUAAGCAUCUCCUUCGCGAAGGAACUGUCCCGGACUCGUUUGCUUGGCCAAAAGACGUCGCAGAGCCAUAUAUGGUCAUGCAAACUGUGGUCGACCUGCUCAAGUUUCAUCGACGGGUCAUGCGAUACAACUUCAAAAAGCUUUCGACCGGCGCUGUGGCUUCCCUCAGUGCACUCAGCGGUUCUGGAGAUGGCAAAGACGGAAAUGGGCAGAACAAAGAAACCAUCAGCGUCGCCUCUAUUCAGUCCCGAUGGUGCACCGGCGAAGACGCUGAACUUUUCAGAGAAAGGUGGGAGAAGCUAUUCUCGGAAUUUUGCGACACCGAAAAGGCAGAUCCAAGUAAGAUCUCCGAGCUGUACGACACGAUGAAAUACGACGCCCUCCAUAACAAGCAAUUUCUCGAGUGGGUAUUCACUCCCAGCCAAUCACUGUUGGAUGAAAUGGCCAAAGACGAGGGCUUGUCGUCGAAUGCAUCUUCUGAGACUGAGAGACCAGAUGAGAUUCCACCACCAACCAAUGGCACCCGCCACGAGAGCGCUGUCUCGUUUACUGGCGGGACAUCUGAGGGCAGACAUAGCCUUGUCCAGAAGAUUGGAUUGAGGAGACAGUCAGUCCUCCGACAACCCCUACCAGCUCCUCCUCUGAUGUCGUGGGAGCAAGGUGCCUCAUAUUUCAAGUUGUUCAGUGGGUCUGGCGAUGGCCGGCUGAAGCAAGAUCAAAAGCUCGGGCGGCUGAGAGAGCUGUACCGAUACAGCAAGAUCUUGUUCGAUUACAUUGGCCCGCAGGAAUACGGUAUCAGCGAUGAGGAGAAACUCGAGAUCGGCCUCUUGACAUCACUGCCCUUACUUCGCGAGAUCGUCGAUGAUCUAGAAGAACUACAGGCUUCUGGCGAUGCGAAGUCAUUCAUCUAUUUCACCAAGGAAUCACAUAUAUACACUCUACUCAACUGCAUCAUGGAAGGCGGCAUUCACACCAAAAUCAAACGCUCCACAAUCCCGGAACUUGACUACCUCUCCCAAAUCUGCUUUGAACUAUAUGAAGCCAAAGACGCGGAGACCGCGGAGUCGACGUACUCGAUCCGCAUCUCCAUCUCCCCUGGUUGCCACACAAUCGAUCCCCUGGACGUUUCCUUGGAUUCUAAGCAUGCGAUUGGAAGCGCUCCGCGGCGGUCACUGACGAAUCACCAGGAUUGGAAAGAGGUGAUUUCCACCUUGAAAGCGAAGUUCAAUACAGUGCAACUACCCAAGAGCUUUUUAGCAGUCAAUGUGAGUGAGAAGCAUGAAGAGGAGGCACAACGGCGGGCCAGUCUAUUGCAGAGCGAAGAGGCGAAGGAGAAGCAUGGACGGAAAGAAGGAGAUGACGGUGCUUCGGCGAAAGACAUGGACGGCGAGGAUGGGGAGAUAUUGGAAAAUGCGAACGCACAGGGGAAAGAACUAUCUUUGCAGUCCAAGCCCGGAGAGCGACAAACAGUCCCGGUACAAUUCUUGACGUCGGAGGACAAGACUGAUGCAGAUGCACUUCCUGGGAAGGAGGAAGAGGCGUUUGAGCGAGCGACUUAGACAUUGCGGACUACAGGACAGCCAACUUCAACAGCGACGGCCAGAGACAUUGGAACACGGUACAACUCCGCCUUCAUCAGGGUCACUAACAGGAACUCCCAUGAUGGACAGGCACAGAUGGGUGUGGCAUUAUCCCGGUCAGUUGAUGUCACGACCCCAAGAGACCAAGAACAUGAGAAUAGACGGUAGACCUAGAGAAAUCGCACCAGAUUUGAUUGUUGGAUCAACAUCGACAGCAUCGAGGGCUUAGUGGAAACGUGGGUUAUGCAUCAGAGCAUUCUCAAUAACAUAUACCUGGUCGUAGGCUGGGUCAGGACUGGUUCUGUAUGCAACUCGUAAAUCUGAAAUCUUG
Cladophialophora immunda is the source of this 5299-nucleotide messenger RNA. RefSeq lists its product as uncharacterized. Gene Ontology annotation, biological process: inositol metabolic process; inositol phosphate biosynthetic process. Gene Ontology annotation, cellular component: cytosol. NCBI's taxonomy places the organism in Eukaryota, Fungi, Ascomycota, Eurotiomycetes, Chaetothyriales, Herpotrichiellaceae. The coding region runs from base 364 to 4947 and encodes 1527 amino acids. The record is from RefSeq and is a predicted model, not a curated record. Gene Ontology annotation, molecular function: inositol hexakisphosphate kinase activity; diphosphoinositol pentakisphosphate kinase activity; 5-diphosphoinositol pentakisphosphate 1-kinase activity. The transcript has 3 exons.